CUAAAAUCCCCGAACUUGUAUUUGCCAUUUUGAAAAGAAGCCUUCUUCUUCUUAUCUCUCAGUUUCAGAGAUUCUUAAUGCUAAAACCCUAGGAGCCAUUAUUGGGUGGCCAUGGAUACUCCUUCAACUUCAAAUCAGCGACCAACCCAGCAACAAAAUCAAGAACAGCAACUGAUUCAAACCAUAACAACGAUCCUUAAAUCCACCAAAGCGCCUCUCGAUGCACUCGCCCCGUACGCCGCACAUCUUUCACCUUCCUUGAUAUCCUCCAUUUUCGCCUCUCAAGCUCUGAAUUCUCGUCCCUCUGUUCUCCUCUCUCUCUUCAAAUGGGCCCAGAAACAUGUUCCCUCUUUCUCUUCCCCACCGAACAACUCUCUAUCUUCUCUUCUCACCCUCUUGCCUUCUCUGUUUCGCCAUAACAAGUACUCUGAUGCCAAAUCCCUCCUUGUUUCCUUCAUUGCCUCCGAUCGCCAACAUGAACUCCAAAGGUUGAUUCUCCAUCCCAGUCGUGGUCUUCCCAGGCCGUCCAAGGCUCUUUUGGAUACCUCCAUUGGCGCCUACGUGCAAAUGGGUAAGCCCCAUCUUGCUGCACAGAUUUUCAAUAAGAUGAAGCGGCUUAAUUACCGGCCAAAUUUGCUUACGUGCAACACAUUGCUGAAUUCCUUGGUAAGGUACCCUUCUUCGAGUUCUAUUCUGUUGUCUAGAGAGGUGUUCAAGGAUUCGAUUAAACUCGGCGUUGUACCAAAUACUUAUAGCUUCAAUAUUUUGAUAUAUGGGUAUUGCUUGGAGAGUAAAUUUAAGGAUGCACUGGAUUUGGUGAAUAAAAUGAGUGAGUUUAGUUGUGUACCGGAUAAUGUGAGUUAUAAUACGAUAUUGGAUGCAUUAUGCAAGAAGGGACAGUUACAGAAGGCGCGGGACUUGCUGUUGGAUAUGAAGAAUAAAGGGUUGUUUCCAAAUAGGAAUACAUAUAAUAUUUUGGUUUCUGGGUAUUGCAAACUGGGGUGGCUGAAGGAGGCCACCGGGAUAAUUGAACUCAUGACGCAGAAUAAUUUGUUACCUGAUGUUUGGACUUAUAAUAUGUUGAUUAGUGGGUUUUGUAAUGAUGGUAAGAUUGAUGAGGCUUUUAGGCUAAGAGAUGAGAUGGAGAAAAUCAAAAUAUUGCCUGAUGUGGUUACCUAUAACACAUUGAUUGAUGGGUGUUUUGAGUGGCGGGGUAGUUCUGAGGCAUAUAGUUUGAUUGAAGAAAUGGAUAAAAAAGGAGUGAAGUGUAAUGCAUCUACUUACAAUAUAAUGGUGAAAUGGUUAUGUAAGGAAGGAAAUAUGAAUGAAGCAACUACAACUGUUCAUAAGAUGGAAGAAAAUGGAUUCUCCCCUGACUGUAUGACGUACAAUACUCUAAUAAGUGCUUAUUGUAAAGCUAAAAAAAUGGGAGAAGCGUUUAGAAUGAUGAAUGAAAUGAUCGGUAAAGGUUUGAAAACUGAUACUUGCACCCUGAAUAUUAUCCUCCAUUCUCUUUGUGAGGAGAAAAAGCUCGAUGAGGCAUAUAACUUACUAUGCAGUGCUAGUAAGCGGGGCUAUAUUCUUGAUGAGGUUAGUUAUGGUACUCUGAUUCUGGGUUACUUCAAAGAUGAAAAGGCAAACAGAGCCUUAAAUCUUUGGGAUGAAAUGAAGGAAAGACAGAUCAUUCCAAGCAUCUUCACCUAUAAUUCUGUAAUUGGAGGACUAUGUCAGUCUGGGCAAACUGAUCAAGCUAUAGAUAAGCUGAAUGAGCUACUUGAGAGUGGAUUAGUCCCUGAUGGUACUACUUACAACACAAUUAUUCAUGGCUAUUGCUGUGAAGGGAAUGUGGAAAAAGCAUUCCAAUUCCAUAACAAAAUGAUUGAGAAUUUAUUCAAACCAGAUGUCUUUACUUGUAAUAUUCUUCUUCGUGGGUUAUGUAGAGAGGGUAUGCUAGAGAAGGCUCUUAAGCUGUUCAAUACUUGGGUUUCUGAAGGGAAAGGCAUCGAUGUAGUUACAUAUAAUACCUUAAUAUCUGGCCUGUGCAAAGCAGGGAAAUUCGAGAACGCUUAUGAUCUUCUUACUGAAAUGGAAGGGAAAAAAUUAGGACCUGAUAAUUAUACAUCCAAUGUGAUUCUUGAUGCUCUAACAGAUGCAGGAAGGAUUAAGGAGGCAGAGGCUUUUUUGUUGAAAAUGGUUGAAUCAGGAAUAUUGCAUGAUCAGAAUUUAAAAUUGGACAAAGGGCAGAAUGUGUUAACCUCUGAAAUUUCAGAACACAUUGAUUCCAAGUCUAUGGCUUACACUAAUCAGAUCAAUGAACUGUGCAAUCAACAUAAGUACAAGGAUGCAGUGCACCUAUUUGAUGAAGUUACAAAGAAAGGUUUUGUUUUAAACAAAUAUACUUACCUAAGUUUGAUGGAAGGGCUGAUUAAGAGACGUAAAAGCACAUCAAAGGCCAGCCGAUGAUUACGAAAUCUUUAGGACUUUACCAAUGUCAAAUAGGACAACCCUUUCUUCAGUUUCUACUCGCAUCCAGAGGGGUUUUCAGCUCAAGGAUGUAGGUUGCAUCAAUUUGGUGUCAGAGCAAUCGUCUACAUUGUGUUGACUGUCGUUGAUGGAAGACCAGAAAACUCUUGGCGACGCCGAUCGCAAGAAGAGCUUCGUGAGUUGUGCUUGUUGUUGAACAAUCCACAUCUAUAUAGGGGGAACCCUUUAAAUUCUAGAAAAGAAAGAAGAUACCGAAUUUUUUUUUCAAGAUUUUUCAAGAAUGGACUAUUACCGAUCAAGGAAGACACCGAAGAAAAAAUAUAGUAGUUGGUAUAGGCAAGAAAGUCAAAUUUACUCACAAAAGCAAUGCUAGAAUUCUGACUCAAGUGAUUUAGAAGAAAAAUUCCAACAUAAUAAUUUUGACCGUGCUCGAUUUUCUCAAGAACCUUUCGUCAUCCACAUUUGAAAUUUGAUUAUAGUGAUUCUAGCGACUUCGAUGAAGAUUCUAAUGCAGUUUGGAACGGAAUAACAAGGCGGCAUUAUCAACAAAAAGCCCGAUGAUCCAAUCAAACCGGUUUCUCAAGAAAUUGACGUAAGAAUUGGGAGUUAAAUGGUUCAGAAAAUGAUAUAGAGUGAGAAAUUAUUAUGACCAACAUCAAAGAACACCUAUGAUUCAUUUCAACACAAAUUUGGAGGUCGAAACAUUUUCAAGAAAACAUAAAUAUUCAAAUAAAAACAUCAAUCAAGAGGACUUUCAAAAGAGAAUGGAUAUAAUUUGGAUCCUUUUGGAAAAAAUUCAAGAAAGGCAAAAUUAUAAUCUUCAAUUUUAAGAAACCAUCGAGAAUUACAUUUAGUCACUCAAGAAGAUCAAGAACUCAUCCAAAUGGGUUGUGAAAUUGCGCAAAAAAAUGAACAGAGUAGAAGAAAAUAAAAAAUCAAUGAAAGACGAGUUGAAUAAGGAAGGUAGAAAGAUCGAAAAGGAACUUGCAUUGGAAGAAGAAAAAAUCGAUGGGACUAACAUGGAGGUUGCUCAAUCGAACUAGAUGAUGAGGAACAAUUAAUCGAUGAAAUCAACGAUGGAGGUGUUGAAAAAGAUGAAGCCAGUGCAAAGAAUGUGUCUAUUUGGUUAGAUCAAUUAAAUGAAGCACACAACCAACCACAACUACCUCCAUCGCAAGAGAAUAAACCUGAAAUUAGCCUUGGCCACCAAGAAAGACAACAAGAGAAACAACACCACCAAUGGCAUGCAAGAAAUGUCCAAGAUUACCAAAAUUCGUUCAAGAACAACCAAGAUCAAGGUUAUAUCAAAGGAAAUAUUGGGAGGAUGUGAAUUCUUCAAGUGUGGAAGAAAAAGAUAUUCAUGGGCAACCUAAUUCGAAGAAAACCGAAAAUAUUUUUCCUCCUUUCUUUGAGGAGUCUGCAUAUAUUUUAACGACAAAGGAUUUUUUGAACAACUUAAUUCUUGGGUUCAUUGAUGAUAGUAUUGAUGAAAGUAAUUCUCUUUCAAAAAUCAAAUAUUCAAUAUAUUGGCGUGGCUCAUGAAAAUUGAUUGUUAUCGGUGCCUGAUGUUCAGAGAUGUGUUGGCUUACUUUUUUACUUUUACCUUCAUUUUCGUUUUAAAGCUCGAGGAUAGUUUUUAUUGGGAGGGAUAGAAUGAUGUAGUAGGAUUAAGGUAAAUUGGGGUAUUAUAGUCAAAUCCUUAAUUGAUUAGGAUUGGGAUUGGUUUCCAUGGUUGAUUAGAAUUAGAUUAGUUUCCUUGGUUUAUUAGGAUUUAGAUUAGUUUCUUUGAUUAAUUAUGAUUAAUAUUAGUUUGCUUUCCAAUUUUCUAUAAAUAGAGAGAUUGUGUUCUUGUAUUGGUAACUUUUGAUUCACAAUAAAGACUUUGAUUUGAUUCUUGGAGAAAGUUCUCCUUUUAUCUCUUUAAGCUACAUCAAAUUGAGUCACCUUUGAACCAAAAGUUCUUCACAAGUCUCGACUAAUUGAAUAUAAUCUUUCGGUGGGAGAGAGUAUCAAACUCGAGUGUAUGGAGGGUUAAACAAACUUUAUCCUACCCAAUGGCGACAAUAAAGUCAGUUGGAAAGGUUUUUUCUUUCUUCUCAAUGUUCCACAAACACAACCCAUCGUUAAGCAAUAGACAAACGUUAUAUCCACAUCUUUAUCUUACAAAGAUGCCCAACAAAAGCACAAGAAGCCUUGUGAACCACAACCAAAAGCACCCUUUUGUUUGAUAGAUAACACUCCACCCUCUUCUUCUCCUCCUCUAUCUAGCGAGCUUGCAGCCUUUUACCCUGAUACAACCAUCAUCAUCAACGGGCAAAAUUUCCAAGACGAUUGGUUUGAAAGUCUUAGGACUUUACCAAGGGAAGUGUCUGACAUUGGCUCCAUUAUCCCUCUACAACCCAACAAGGCCAUCUUAGCGGUUGAAAAUAAGGAACAAGGUUUGGUUUUAAGCAAUAUCUGUGAUUGGUAUAAGGUUGGCUCUUUCAUGGUGAAAUUCGAAUCAUAGAGCAUUGAGGCGUACUACAAAGAUCAGAAAGUGUCUUCUUAUGAAGGAUGGAUUAAAGUUAGAAAUCUCCCCAUUGAUUGAUGGUUGCAAUUCACUUUUAUUGGUAAUUUUUGUGGGGGUUUGUUGGAAGUGGCAAAGAAGACAUUACCUCGUAUAGACAUGAUGGAAGUUUGUUUGGAAGUGAAGAAAAAACAUAGUAGGUUUCCACAGGCCAUUAUCCUUCUCCCUUCUCCUUCCACAUAGGUGAUUUUCGUGCAUAUUAAACCUUUCUUCGAAGCUAUACUACACAUUGAGUACGUUGCCGAGAAGCAUGGGGUGAUUCCUUGGCUGCGUGUGAACAACAAAGUAUGGAAAGCCAAUCUCUCCCCCCCUUGCUCAUAAGACAAAAUUAACUAAUCACAUCAAGGGCACUAUCGAGGACACUACGGAUCAGAUGUUCUAUCGAGAAGCCAACUAGCAGCCUACCUUUGUUCGUUUUUCAUCAGCUGCCCCAUCUGAAACUUCUCCUUCAGAUCUGGUUUUAUACACCUCUACACGCUAGCAUUUAUUGACCAUACCAAACCUUUUACCAAUUGUCCUUUCCAUACACUGUGUUUAAAUCCUGCCAGCCUUCUUCUGACCUUUCCCAUCCUUCUCCAUUCCUUUUAUAAGUAGCCAUUGCUGCAUGGCUUAGUGGGUUAUGAAAUUUUGUAACUGUGAUGAAGGUCAGGUGUUCAUUCUUAAUAUUGAGUAUUCUUAAAAACAAGUGAUUGUGAAAUUCACUUUCUUUAUAUUUUUUAAGAAAGAACACUUUCGAGAUGCUCUGUUCUCUCUCCUCACAUGUUGCCCUCUCCUACAUGAGCCCCCUGCCCAUCUUCCUUCUCCGACUAAUUCUCCGACCUUGACCUUUCCCCAGCCCAAACCAUGUCAUCUGCCAAACCCCUUUCAUUUCAAGUAGAGAGGAAUGUCUUCACUAUCGAUCAUUUCCAUGGUCUUGAUCUUACAAAAAUGACUGAGACCACAAAGAAUCGAUCCUUUUUCAUUACCAUCAAGAGACCCAUCGUUUGCUGGUUGACUGAACUGCUUUAAAGAUCUGCAACAUGUACCGCUGAAUCAAUGAUUCUUCAGAGAAACCUGACACGAGGACCGAACGAUUUGGGUGGAGAAGACAUCCAUCCGAAAGGGGAUCAUAGUUGAAAUAGCAAAGCUUGAAAGCAAUGAUGGUUUUAAAUAAGGUACUAAUCCCUGUGGUGAGGCCAAAAAAGGUUGGCUUGGCUUCUUGAAUAUUCUCAAUGGGCAAUCUCGAAUCAUACCUACCCCACCGAAACAUUUACUCCCCUCGAAAGCCCAACGACCCCAUCAACCCUAUAAUCAAUGCCAAGAAAGAGCUCCAUCUUACAAAGCGGUCUUGCGAAAGGAGCCUUUAACCCUUCUUAUUAAAAAGAUCGCUACCACGCACGCGCGGACCAAUCUUGAUACAUCAGUUAUUGUUUACAGGAAAUUGUUUCACGAUGAUUGGUACAUGAUCACUAGGGCAUUGCAACAACACAUUAGUUUUUUCUGUAUUGUCAAUCCUUUUCUAGCUGAUUGUGCUCUUCUGAGAUGCGAGAAUGAAGAUCUGUCUUUUUUUAAAGACACUAUGAGUGUGUUCCAAGAUUUUUUUAAAGAAAGAUAUCAUUAACACAAACUUGAAUGGAACUUACAUCUGUCUUUUCCUUAAAAAGGUUAACGCCCGCCCUGUUGGUGACUAUAGACCCAUUAGCCUUAUCUCAUAUCAAUACAAAUCAUCGCCAGAGUCCUUUCCUAGGGACUCAAUAAAGUUCUUCCACAUACUAUUACUCGUUUUCAGUCUGCUUUUGUUGAGGGUCGUCAAAUUCUUGAUGCUUCCCUGAUUGCUAAUGAGAUCAUCGAAGAUUAUGCUAGAAGAAAGAAACAGCGGAUUAUUGUUAAGAUUGACACUGAGAAGGCUUUUGAUAAAGUUGAUUGAGACUUCCUCGACCUUGUUCUUAAGGCUAAGGGAUUCGGCUCUACUUGGUGUAAAUGGAUUAGAUAUUGUAUAUCAACCUCCAACUGUUCUAUCUUGGUUAAUGGCCACCCCAGAGGAAAGAUUCGGGCUUCUUCCAUUAUCUCCUUUCCUAUUCAUUAUCAUUAUGGACUGUCUCAGUAGAAUGCUUAUUGAAGCAAGUACUCAAGGCCGGAUUAAGGGUUUUUGUAUUGGGAAUAGAUUGCAGGUCCACCAUCUUCUAUUUGCCAUUUUUCUGACAACAACAAGGAUGUUAUUGCUAAUUUGUUUGAUACCAUUAAUUCCUUUGAGAAGGCUUCGGGUCUUAAUAUAAACCUUAGUAAAUUUUAGAUGAUGGGUAUUUCCAUUUCCUCUGAGGAGCUAGGAUAAAUUGCUACGAGACACAAUUGCAAAGUAAGUCAUUGGCCUUACCCUUACCUUGGGCUCCCUUUAUGUGGUAAACCUAAAUUGAUAUCCUUUUGGGAUCCUAUCGUUGAAAAGGUUGAAAUGAGGAACCCACAAAUCUCCAAAGGGGGCCGCUGUCUUACACUCCUCUAAGCCACAUUAUCCAAUCUCUCCACUUAUUAUAUGUCCUUAUACAAAAUGGCCUCUGCUGUGGCAAACACAUUGGAGAAACUUUUCAGGAAUUUCUUAUGGGAAGGGGGAUCAUCGGACCAAGGAUCUCACCUCGUUAGAUGGUCCAAGGUUACCAAGACACAUGCACAAGGGGGUCUCGGUCUUUAAAAUUUGACUGACAAGAAACAUGCUCUUCUUGCUAAAUGGGGGUGGAGAUACUACCAUGAGGAUGGGGCUUUAUGGAAAUAGAUUAUCGAAGCUAAAUAUGGAGAGACUACGCUGAAGUCUUGGCCUAAUAACAUUUUUCCAAAUUCUAUUAGGGGACCAUGGAGAGACAUUAUGGAACAUGUGCAUCUUAUCAAAGGAAAAGUCAAAAUUCAAGUGGGCAACGGGAAGAAUACCUCCUUCUGGUGGUGAUAGAUGGAUCAGAACUUCUCCUCUCAAAGGUGCUUAUCCCAAAUUAUACUGCAUUUUUACACAAAAAGGGUCAUCCAUCUUUGAUCCGUGGAACCCAAGACAGGGAUGGUCUCUUCACUAUAUGAGAAAUAUGAAGGAUGAUGAGAUUGACGAUUGACUUGAUCUUAUGAUUUGACUACAUGGUGUUCACCUAUCCUCUAACCAGGAUAAAUGGAUAUGGGAGCUUGACGCGAAGGGAGCUUUCUUCAUUAAGUCUCUAUCUAAUGAUCUGGGGACAGAUUUGAGUUCGAUGAUCCACCCCUUCCAUGAUGUUAUAUGGAAGGAUUCCUACCCUAAAAAAUCAAAUUCUUCCUCUAUGAAGUUAGUCACAAUGCCAACAAUACUAGUGAUAAAUUACAAAACCGCUCUCCCUACAUGGCCAUCUCUCCUCAUUGCUGUCAUAUUUGUAAGUCUGGUCCUGAUACAUCUAGUCACCACUUCAUACACUGCCAUUUUGCGGUGAGAUUUUGGAAGGAACUCUUCCUUUCAUUUGGUUGGCUCACUGCCCUCCCAAAUGACACUAUCAGUUUUCUCACAGAUUCGUUCCACACUUUGAUUGAGGUUGAUAGCCAAGUGAAAAUGGAAGUGGUUUCGGGAGAGAAGAAUAAAAAACUCUGGUUUUGGAAACAUUCUGGACCAACUCUUCACCAAUAGACUAGCAGGGAUGAUUGAAGCGUCAAAACAAAAAGAUAUGAUUCUGGAUGCAGUAAUGUCCUGCAAAUUAUCAUAUAAAACGGUUGUGAUGGCUGCAGUCAGCGUCCCGGGAUCAUUAUGACGGUAUUCAACUCAUAAUCAGUAUGCAUCUCGAAGUAGAAGGUAUUUAUUUCUUUAAAGCAAAGGGAAGAAAGCUCGAUGGAGACUGGCCCAGCUGCAUAUCUCAUUCUUGAUAUUUGAUACCUACUAUCUCGACACGUGGCAGCAGCGUUGUGCAGAAGGGAUUCAUAUAGAAAAUGCCAGCCUUACAUUGGUUCAAGUUUGUACCUUUUCCUUCUGACUUUCUCUUCCCUGCAAACCCCAUUUGCCAUGUGUUCUACUUCUGAAUUCAUUCCCAGCUUCCUAUUUAUUAUAUCAAUGUGCUUAGAGAUUAGAUUCAUACAACGUUGCCAACAAGAGCGUAGCUCAACUGGCAUAGUGCUUGUACUAUCGACCUCAAAGUCUGAGGUUCGAUUUCUCCACCCCACACUUUACAAAAAAAAAAAAAAAAAAAAAAGGUACAAUGUUGAAUAAAGUAGCAUCUUGUACGUUCCUGUAUGCAAUAAUAAAAAAAGGAAAAUCUAUUGUUGCCUCUUAAUAUUGUUUGUGACUAUUGAUAUUUCAUAUUGGACAUUAUAUAUAUAUCAACUGUCGGAAGGAAAA
Benincasa hispida (wax gourd) is the source of this 9359-nucleotide messenger RNA. NCBI's taxonomy places the organism in Eukaryota, Viridiplantae, Streptophyta, Magnoliopsida, Cucurbitales, Cucurbitaceae. The record is from RefSeq and is a predicted model, not a curated record.